AUGUUAACUGACACGGAAAAACGGUACGACACGUUUGAGAAAGAAGCACUGGCUAUUUAUUGGUGUGUCAGUGAACUACGGCAAUAUAUGGGAGAUUCAUAUUUUACUAUUGAGGCCGAUCAUAAACCGUUAGAAAAUUUUCAUUUGAAACAGAUUAAUAAUAAGCGUGUGAUGAACUGGCUAUUUAAAUUACAAGAUAUUAUACCACAGAUCAUCGAAGUUAAAUAUCGAAAAGGUGCCAGUAAUUCUGCUGCCGAGUACUUGUCCCGUCAUUUUCCUCACCCCGCCUCCGAUACUCAGGCACCUGAUGAUAAUGACGAUUGGCCAGCUCCAACUGAAUCGUGGACUAAUCAUGAAAUUAAACCACAACGACUACUCACAAGGACUAAUCAUGAAAUCAAACCACAACGAUCAACUUACAUACCAUAUCAUCACAAUCUGUCACAACUAAAUGCUGUCACAACUAGACAACAAGCAAAAUUAUUUUCACACCCGCCUCACAGACACUCACCCCAAACCACUUCAACACCUUCGCUACCGCAAUCUAAUAAAAAAUUAUCACCAUCACAAUCAUACGAUUUUAGUAUUGCACGAAUUCAACACGAACAACAGAAUGAUAUCGUCCUGCAAAGGAAAAUUAAAGAAGUUAAAAACGUGCCAAAAAGCCAUUCAUAUGAAAUUAAAGAUGAUCUACUCUAUAAAUUAAUACCAAGAGGUGGUACAUUAAAUUACUCUAUAUACCAUUAA
This is a messenger RNA of Didymodactylos carnosus, 747 nucleotides long. NCBI's taxonomy places the organism in Eukaryota, Metazoa, Rotifera, Eurotatoria, Philodinida, Philodinidae. The record is from the annotation of a GenBank genome assembly.